Molecule: messenger RNA, 3601 nt
Organism: Betta splendens (Siamese fighting fish)
Lineage: Eukaryota; Metazoa; Chordata; Actinopteri; Anabantiformes; Osphronemidae
Exons: 2
Coding region: 1730-2581 (283 amino acids)
Source: RefSeq, a predicted model, not a curated record
AGUGGCUGGGUUAAGCACAUUGCACAUUUUGAUAGUAAUAUUCUGCAUUUUAAGCAAGAUGGUGUUGUAUCUAAGCUGUGAUAUUUUCUGUUCCAAGAGGAUCAUAGACAUGGCGCGAGGAACCAACAAUGUGACGUCAGAGUAGCCUGCUACGUGAUGCCAGAACGACUUUCUCUGCGGCAGCCACUGCUCGGAGGCACCGUGGAAGCCCCGCAGAGACUGGGUCAAGUUUGGCGGAAAAGUAGGUUACAGGGCGUUUUGAUUCUUUAAUCCAAAUCUCAAGACAUCUGGUGUUUAAUUUAAUUUCCUCUAAGUUUUUAACGUUGAUUGUUUUGCUUUUAACUAAGCUGUUUCUCCUUCUCUUCUAAAGCUUCUUUUAAAAUGUGUAUGUCCUUCAUAAUGAGUGAUCAACCAUUCCACUCCAUUCUUAAAACUUAUAAUGUUUCGUCCAGUCUCGAAGACAUGACACGCACUCGUUACCAUAUUUACGCCUUGUUAAUUUUAUAAUGCUAUAAUGGCUAAUCUUCCAGAAUUUGGCGGUUUCCUGUCUUAGAUUAUUUGUGUUCUGUCCGGAACUAUCCAAAAAUUCCUUUUUAUUGGACAUCUCCAUAAAAAGGGAACCGUCCAGAUCUAGCGGCAGAGUCUUCCUGUCACGAUCUGGGUUUUUGGUUCUCGUUUUGUUUCUUGUUUCUGGCAUUUAUUUUGAAGGACUCUGUUUUCACUUAGCAUGUUUUGGUUUCCUGUUUUGUUUUGGUAGUACUUCCGGUUUCUGUUUUCAUCUGGUUAGUUCCUGUUUCACGUCCCGGUCUCAUUACACACACCUGUCUGUCAUAAGUAAUCACCUGUGUAUUUAAACCACCACCAGUCACCAUAGUCUUUGCCAGAUCGUUGCACGCAUGUCGUCACCUUCCAGCAGUUCCUGUUCAGCCUACCUUGUCUUCGACCCUGUUCCGAGUUCCUGACCGCCGUUUCUCGCCUGAUCCUGACCGGUACCGUACUCUGUUUAUUUUGUUACCGAAACCUGCAUGUUAACUGGAACUGAUUAAGCCUGCUGUUUUGGACACGUAAUUCUGAGCCUUCUGUUAUUGAACCACACCUUUGUCACGAUCUGGGUCUUGGGUCUAGUUGUUUCCUGUUUUAUUUUGGUAGUCUCCUGGUUUCUGUUCCUGUUUUAGCUUCACUCCCGGUUUACGUCUUGUCACAGCUGUCCUGGUCAUUACCCACACCUGCACUUUAUCAGUAAUUAAGUCACUUUGUAUUUAGCCACCACCUGUUGCCAAGGUCCCUUGCCAGAUCGUUGUUCGUGUGUUCAUCGUUGUUUUCCCCAGUUCAUUGUUCCUGCCGUGUUUUCGUGUUCUCUGGUUUUGAUGCUCGAACUUUUUUGCCUGCCUGACCACGCUUCACCGUCUUACGUAUGGUAUUGUACUCUCCUCCCGGUUAUGAUCUGUGCCUGCCCCUGACUACGUCUCUGCCUAAUCCCAUGUAACCUGCCUGAUCGCCUGUGUAUGACCCUGCCUGGACUUCACUCUGCAACUGGAAUAAACUACACUCUUUAACGCCAGAAAAUCGUGUAUUGUGCUGUGCAUGUGGGUCCUCUUCCGAGCGAUCCCUGACAGAACAAUCUGGCCAAACUUGGACCCAGCCAGCACUCAGCCGUCGCCCAGGUCAGUGACUGUUUUUGUUUCUUGUUUUUUUUUUGGCGGCGAGUCUCAAUCACCUGCGAGGAAGUAUGGAGUUCACCUGCGCCGAGCUACCCAGCGACCUACGCGUUUAUUUUAAAAUCCUCGCGGAGGAUUACCGACGGGCGAUUAACCCGGAGAACCAGUGCAGCGCCGUGGAGGUGGCGAUAUUGACGCUGGAGGACGAUGACAGCGCGUUAGAGCGCCCCAGUGUUCGUCGCCUCUAUGAGCGGCUGUGCGCGAGGUACGAUGAGUUAAUCAUCGCACCACGCCAGCGCCGGUCGCACCGCCGAUGGUUUCGGUUUCCUCCUCCCAGCCCCGUCGGACCGUCGUGUCUGCACCAACCUGCCCAGCUCCAUGGUUGUUCCGCUGGGAGGAUUUCCUGCACUCACGCGGUCCCCCGUCUCCAGCCCAGCCGCGCGCUGUUCAGUCUCCAGUUCAGCCGCGCGCUGUUCAGUCUCCAGUUCAGCCGCGCACUGUUCAGUCUCCAGCUCAGCCGUGUUUUGCCCAGUCCCCAGUUCAGCCGUGUGUUGCCCAGUCCCCAGUUCAGCCGUGUGUUGCCCAGUCCCCAGUUCAGCCGUGUGUUGCCCAGUCCCCAGUUCAGCCGUGUGUUGCCAAGUCCCCAGUUCAGCCGUGUGUUGCCCAGUCCCCAGUUCAGCCAUGCUCUGCUCAGGCUCCAGUCGCCGUUCAGCCUCGCCACGCUCAGGUUCCAGCCCCAGUCCAGUCGAGCCCAGUCCAGUCGAGCCCAGUCCAGUCGAGCCCAGUCCAGUCGAGCCCAGUCCAGUCGAGCCCAGUCCAGGUCUCAGUCCGGUCGAGCCCAGUCCAGGUCUCAGUCCGGUCGAGCCCAGUCCAGGUCUCAGUCCGGUCGAGCCCAGUCCAGUCGAGCCCAGUCCGGGCUCUAGCCCCGCUCCAGUCGAGCCCAGUCCAGUCGAGCCCAGUCCAGUCGAGCCCAGUCCAGUCGAGCCCAGUCCCAGUUCAGUCGAGCCCAGUCCCAGUCCAGUCGAGCCCAGUCCCAGCACAGUUGAGCCCUGUCCCAGUUCAGUCCAGUCACGCGCAGGUCUUGUCCCAGUCAGAGGACACCACCUGUCGAACGGGUGCUAGGCACACCCGAUCAGGCCGGACGUCUGCUCCGUCGAGCUCGGCGGUUGCAAGCAGCCAAACCGGCUCCGGAGUAGACGCCGUCUCAGUCGCUGCCGGCUCCAGUGGGGAGCCUGAGGGCAGCGCCGCCGGCUCCAGUGGGGAGCCUGGGAGCAGCGCCGCCGGCUCCAGUGGGGAGCCUGGGAGCAGCGCCGCCGGCUCCCGUGGGGAGCCUGGGAGCAGCGCCGCCGGCUCCCGUGGGGAGCCUGAGAGCAGCGCCGCCGGCUCCCGUGGGGAGCCUGAGAGCAGCGCCGCCGGCUCCCGUGAGGGGCCAGAGAGCAGCGCUGCCGGCUCCAGUAAGGACGCCGUUCCCGUCCCUGUUCCUGUCGGCCAUGUUGAGGCCGUCCCUGUUCCUGUCGGCCAUGUUGGGGCCGUUCUAGUUCCUGUCCCUGUCGGCCAUGUUGAGGCCGUUCCAGUUCCUGUCCCUGUCGGCCAUGUCGAGGCCGUUCUUGUCCCUGUCGGCCAUGUUGAAGCCGUUCUUGUCCCUGUCGGCCAUGUUGGGGCCGUUCCAGUUCCUGUUCCUGUCGGCCAAGUAGAGGUCGUUUCAGUCCCUGUCGGCCACGUUGCUGCCGUUCCAGUUCCUGUCCCAGUCCCUGUCGGCCAUGUUGCGGCCGUUCCAGUUCCUGUCCCAGUCCCUGUCGGCGUUGUUUUCCCCAGUUCAUUGUCCCUGGCGGCUCGGCUCCGGCCGCACCUGCAUCGGUUCCUGGCGGCUCGGCUCCGGCCGCACCUGCAUCGGUUCCUGGCGGCCCGGCUCCGGCCGCACCUGCAUCGGUUCCUGGCGGCCC